This is a messenger RNA of Pseudocercospora fijiensis CIRAD86, 186 nucleotides long. RefSeq lists its product as uncharacterized. The record is from RefSeq and is a predicted model, not a curated record. The transcript has a single exon. Lineage: Eukaryota; Fungi; Ascomycota; Dothideomycetes; Mycosphaerellales; Mycosphaerellaceae. The annotation marks the transcript as partial.
GUAUCUUACACCGAUGCCGUAUCUUAUACCGAUGCCGUGUCUUAUACCGAUGCCGUGUCUUAUACCGAUGCCGCGUCUUAUACCGAUGCCGCGUCUUAUACCGAUGCCGCGUCUUAUACCGAUGCCGCGUCUUAUACCGAUGCCGCGUCUUAUACCGAUACCGCGUCCUUCUGCUUCUGCUUGUAA